AGCAACAACCUGCACCCAAAAAAAAAGUUUGAUUUUGGAACGGAACCUCAUAAGAUUAAUACUCCACGACCGCUGCGGUUUUUGCUCCUUAUUUCCUGGCGCCCCUUGCCAGUUUGUGUUUGUGAACUACCUAAAUCCAUCAAGAAGUAGAAGUAUAUACAGAAUGCAGUCGUUCGAGGUCCAGUCGGCGCAGCGGCAGAACGCAGGAGGAUCCAGCUCUUCCUCCCCUGCAACCGCGAUUGUCGCCGCUGCCGCUGGCUUCGCGAAGAAUCGACCGGUGACUACGUCUCUGUGGGCAAUAGGGCUCUUGGUGGCAGCUAUGGGAAAUGGGUUUUCAGUGACGAUGCAGCAAAUGGAAACUUACCAGGAAGCCAUGUCGCACGCCCACCACGUAACCGACCGGGAGUUAAGUCAUAUCAAAUGUAAAAAUGUCUGGGUCUGGAAGAAUGCCAAACUUGUCAUGCAGGUUUUCCAUGACCCCUGAGGUCUGGAAUGCGGGACCUAGCAUGACAGAGUCUGUGAGGUCUCUGCUAUGCCUAUCCUGCAUGAGAAACUCCCUCCCAACUUGGUCGAAAGUGGACAGCUUUUGGCACUCAUGCAACACAGAUUUUUGCAUUAUUCGGAAUUAGCAUGACAAGUUGCAAUCUUCCAGACCCAGACAUUUUUGCAAUCCAUAAGUCAGGCAAGACGACUAUUCCGCGAGGCCGACCAGCGAUAUUAUAACGCGAAGGGCUGGUUCUGGUCGUGCGACGCAACCUGCCAAAAGAUGUUGACGAAGAGAGAUUUAGCACAGGCGCAGCUCUACGAGGUAUAUUUUUGAGAAAUCUUCUACACUGUUUCGAUUUCUGGAGACCGAAUACGAUGACCUAACAAAGCACGUUAGGUUACACUCUCCAUUUCAUUUCUACAACGUUCUUCUUGAUAUGUGUUGGCGUGCCGUCAAAACAGGUAGAGACAAAACGCGACGGCCUGAUUCGCGAAGCCAGGCAAACGGUCGGGAUAUGGUCGACCAUCGGAGUCCAGGAAGUGCGCGAACGAUUUUGGCACGCAUGGGAGCAAGGGAAGGAGACCGCAAAACGGUGGACCAUGAUGGACGCAUUGUUCAUGGCGUUGCCGGGCGACAGGGAAAGAACAUUCGUGCAAGUCAUCCUCCAGCUGAUCUUUCAGUACAGAAUUUUUUUCGACACAUUUCACAAGUUCAAGUUUCGGCAUUUUUUGUCGAAUCGAUAUCGAGGCUAAAUCGGUUUGCCACUGCAGCUUUUUGACAGAUUCACUUUACCGUGAAAAAAAUUACUUGCAGGUACCUUACGAAUCUCACCGUCGGGAUGAUGUCCGCGAUGUUCAUUUUUCUGUGGCAAGUCGGUGUAAGAAAUGUAAAAGUGUCUGGGUCUGGAAGAUUGCAACUUGUCAUGCUAAACCUGAAGCAUGCAAAAAUCUGUAUUGCAUGAUUACCAAAAGUCGUCCAGUUUUGACCAAGUCGGGAGGGAGUUUCUCAUGCAGGAUAGGCAUGAGAAAGAUCGCACAGAAUCUCUCAUGCUAGGUCCUGCAUUCCCGACCUCAUGGGUCAUAGAAAAGCAGCAUGACAAAUCGCGCAUUCUUCCAGACCCAGACAUUUUUGCACUUGAUACGGUGCCCUUGUCUACAACUACGGCGAGAACUUCGUCAGUGGCACCGCCUUUUUUGGAUUGGUAUCUAUACUAGUAAGGAAAAUUCGAAAAUUUUACUAGUAGGCUGCGCUGCUAGUAAUCUUAUCGUGACAAGCAAGCAAAAAAACUACUAGUAAGGCUACUAGUAGAGAGUUUACUAGGAGAAAGCUCACUAGUAGAAAAAGAAAACUGCCUCGCGGGCCGGUUCGCCCCGAGCUUGCGCCAAACAGCCUGCCCGCGUUGCUUGGUUCCCUUGCCCCCUGUGGAGAAACUAGCGCCGAGCAACCCAUGCCUGUGUGGUAGCGCGAGGCGUGGCGCUCGUUCCCGGGAAAAGGGGGCGCAGCCGUAGGAUGGCGAAUCAGUACUGAGGACGGGUGGCGCGGCGCGUGCUGCUGAGCCCGCAGGUGCAGGCGAAUUGCCUUCGGCCUUGCCACGGUGCCGCGGACGAUGGUUUUGCGCUUUGUUUAGGCUACCCCGUGGCUUUGCCUCGCGGGGGAGGCCCCUCUUCGUGCGGAUGGCCCCGCCGCCCUGCACAGAGAAGCGGCGCCUUCUCUCGUUGCCCUAAAUGGUUACCACACACAGCGCGCCCAGUCUCCCUGUGCUGGCUGCACCUGCCUGGCUGGCCAGGUUUUUUGUCGCGCAGCUUCCGCAGCUGCGGCCCUGUGGGCUUCGUCGAAAGCAGCCCCACCGCCUUGGAGGCGUAACUAGAAAUAGAGCGGGGCGUAGCUAGAAUGACGAGCAGCCGCCCUUAAGGCUCGCACCUUGGGGGGAUGCUCGCAAAUUGGGAACACCCUGGAGGGCUCGUUCCCUCCCACGUUGGGCUCGCCCCGGGUGUUCUUUCUGUUUCCCGGCGCUUCUCCUGCUCCUGGGGCCUGCGGCGGGCUGCUGCCACGCCUUUGUCUUUCUCUAGGGGGCUCAGGCGGACGGAGAAGCCCUGCGCCUGUAGAGUUUUCGCCCCCAGGAGAAUCCCCUCCCCUUCCCCGCGAGGACUGCAACCUUCCUAGUAGGAAAUCGGGCCCAUCGUUUUCUUGCCUACUCCAUACCUUUCCGGCGGUCGCGGAGCGACCGCCCGCGCUAGAUACAACUACGGCGAGAACUUCGUCAGUGGCACCGCCUUUUUUGGAUUGGUACUUUCCACUUUCCACAUUGAAGAUGCUUGUCCUUGUGCUUCUUCCUGAUUGUUUUGUCAUAUAAGUUUUUUUCGAAUAAAUCUUCAACAGGUCGCUGUUUCCUGCAUCAGUGUCGUCACAACCUACCUUGUAUCAAGUGCAAAAGUGUCUGGGUCUGGAAGAAUGCAUGUUUGUCAUGCUUGUCUGGCAUGAUUCUUAAAUCUGUCAUGCACGUUACCCAAGACCUCCAUUUUUCUGUGAUGCAGAAACGCAGUUUGUCAUGCAGAAUAGGCAACACCUAGAAGCUCAGAAACUUGUCAUGCUGAGCCAGCAUUUGUUGCCUCAUCAUGAGACGCCACCCAGCAUCACAAGUUUCCAGCCCCAGACAUUUUUACAUUUGAUACCUUGGGCUCCUGGGCGGCGCGGUCGUUGGUGGCGUCACAUAUGUGGUGAACAAGGAGCAAGAGCGCCUUGCCGGGGGCGGGGAGAGGAGGCGCGUGCACGGUACGGGCGCCUCCGGAUACCGACGGCCACACGCGGAUUAAGAAUCCUCGUGCUUGCAAGAUCAUUGGGCCAUCAAUGUGUAAACUAGCAUCAUGGAAGAUUCGAGAAUCAGAAUUAUACGCACCCGCAUUUCCACCGAACCACACAACGAGACAUCCCAAUUACGACAUAGAUUCAACAUACUCGAACAAUCGCAGCGGUUAUUUCGAAGAAAAGCAAAGUGUAUUGAGUUCGCAACCCGUAGAAAGUAUUCGCUAUUGCAGUAGCGGUCGUGCUGUCGCACAGCUCGACAUUCUCG
Messenger RNA from Amoebophrya sp. A120, 3557 nucleotides. The record is from the annotation of a GenBank genome assembly. NCBI's taxonomy places the organism in Eukaryota, Dinophyceae, Syndiniales, Amoebophryaceae.